AAAGUGCUCCACAAAUGAUAUCACGAAAAAAAAAAAUAAGCGGAUGAAACAUAAAAUAUCCACUGCAAAAUGGCUGCCAGCGAAAUUUUUAUUUAUGAUACAAGUGCGUGAAGUAGGAAAUUCGCAACGAGUGGCGAUAAAUUAAAACACGGCCGAAGGGAGUGUUUUAAAUCGACACGAGUUGCGUAUCACCUAUUCGCAACGUUUUACAGUACAUAUGGUCCUUUAAACUUUCGACAUAGGCACGGAAAGUGCUCAUUGCCGCACUAGGACGGAAAAGUAUAGCGCCCCACUGUAAAUAUAAUUUCCUAUUUAAUAUGCAUAAAACAGUGAGUGGAUUUAACUAUUGUCUGACAUCAGUGAAAUAUGUUUAUUAGAAAUAAAUAAGACAAGAAUCAUUCGUGUUUAGUGAAAUUACUGCCCUAACAGUCUAGUAGUGUCUUAUCUAAGAUAAUUUAUUUAUUUAAUCUUUAUUGCACAUAAGGAAACACACUGUACAAUAGGCGAAUUUAAUGCCGUAAGGCAUUCUCUACCAGUCAACCUUUAGGCAAAUCAGAUAAGUUGUAGGCGGUGCAAAACAUGAGGUAUAGAUGAUACAAUUAGGUACAUGUACGAACACAAUACAGUCAUAAGAAAUACACAAACAUAAACAUACAUAUAUAUAAAUAAUAUUGAUACAAAUACAUAUACAUACAUAUAUAUAAAAUCAGAUGAACUUAAAAAACAGAAACACUAAGAUUUUCCAGUACGGCCAACAAAGUGCUCACUUAAGGAUUCUUUAAAAGCAAACCUGUUCGGACACUGUCUAAUUUUGACAGGGAGACUAUUCCAAAGAGCGAGCUGCCUGAACGGAGAAGGAAUCCCUGAACGAAGUAUCCUGGAAAAAUCUAGGGAUAUAUGUACCUACACACCGACGUACCUACACUUGUACAGAUAUGGCCGUCACACUGGUACGAGUCAUAUUUGACAAACCAAUAUAAACCCACGUACACGUCCGUCCGUACGUCCAAAAUCAAAAGCACUACCAAAAUCGGAAUGAUGAAAAUGACGUCUUUUUUGCAUUUGUAAUCUGUCUCUGUCACUCUCAAAUAAAAUGUUCAUUUACAUACGUGAUAGCUUAAUUUUUCACACUUCAACUAGCCAUGUAUAUUUAAGUGUAAGCGUUAUUAUACGGCACGUAUAUCCCUAGCCAAAGCCCUCGUAAAAAAGUGCUCAAAGUCGCAACAAAAGUUAUCCGCUAUUAUUGAUCUUUAUUUUCGCUGGCAUCUUCGAUGAUUCAGUUCGACAUUCCGGAUAAAUCUACUUGUGUAAAUAUUAUUAUAAGUGAUUUCUUGAAAAUCGCACUUCGAUAGCAAUGAAACGGGUGUAAAAUGCGUCGUAAAGCCGUUCGAUUCGGCUUUCGCAACAUUUGUAUACGGGUAGUAGCUAUUUUUGUGUUGCGAGCGGAAUGGCGAGUGUCAUGAUAUGUUUGUGGAGCUUACUGGUUUUGGCGAUAUCAACAGCAUGCAGCGAGGACAUAACUCCGACAGGGAACGAAGUGAAUCAAGAGGUGGACAAAGUGAUUGAGGAUGAGAUCACCAGCAAACUCAGUAAAGACUUGGCGCAGAGCAUCGAGAAGAAAUUCCUCGUGGACCUGGAAAAAUCAGUGAACAUGGUGCUAGUGAAGAUCCAGAUGCUUCUGCAAAACGGCACCACCCACAUCCUGGAGCGGCUGUCCGACCUUCAGGGGCAGUUAGAAGAGAUCAGAAAGUCUACAGGAACAGAGCUGGAUACAUGCCUCAAAGAACGUGAGAACGAGACCGCCCAGCUCGCCGAGAAGGCGAUGCAUCAGAUGGUGGUGUGCGGGUACGCCCUGAUAGGGCACAAUCCUACACAAGCCGUCGGUGCGGUUAUUACUAUGAAGAAUAUGAUCAAGACUCGUUUGCAGCCCGUCCGCGCGCAGAAGAAGGAGCUUGACGAAUUGUUGAAGGCUUGCGGCCAUGAACACGACUCUCUGAAGAAGGUCAUUAAAUGUGUCAUCGCUAAGUCGCCCAUGGUAAAGUCCACCAUGAUGGAUGUGACUAGUCAACUUAUGCAGGGCGUAGUCGAACUGACCAAGGUACUCGCACACGGCGCCAUGCAUGAAGCUUGCCUCAUUGAAGUAAUCAAGACAGUCGAAGACGAAGCCUUUGGUCUCGUCAGCAAAGUCCGAAACUGUGCAUUUGGAAACUUUACAGAAGAAGUCAACAAAUUCAUAGAAGAAAACAACGCAACAGUAUUAGAUAUACCUACAAAGAAGAGUCGUAAAAUUAAAAUAGAUCCUAAUAAGAAAGAAGUUGUAGAAAUGAAGCAAUUAAUCAGGAGAAUGCUCAGUGAGGCUAAUGUUAAUGACUUAGACAAACGUUUUAAGAAGAAGUUGAAAAAACUGCAAGCGGAUUUGGCAUCUGGUGAAACCGAAACCAAUGCAACAUUCAAUGUAAAUGUCACUUUAAAUGAUUCUAAAGAUUUGAACAGCACGUCAUUUGUUUCAACUGUAAUUUCAAAUGAUAUCUAAAGCAUUAUAUAAGAUGUUUUUAUUUGAAUAUCAGCUUGUAGAACACGUUUUAUUUCUUAACAUAUUAGAGAAUCUAAAAAUA
Messenger RNA from Cydia pomonella (codling moth), 2615 nucleotides. RefSeq lists its product as uncharacterized. NCBI's taxonomy places the organism in Eukaryota, Metazoa, Arthropoda, Insecta, Lepidoptera, Tortricidae. The record is from RefSeq and is a predicted model, not a curated record. The coding region runs from base 1448 to 2533 and encodes 361 amino acids. The transcript has 7 exons.